AGAGCCCGGAAGUGCGGGCGGAGCGGCCGGCCUAGGGGAGCAGGAAAGGCUGGGGGGCCGAGCAGCCCCGGGCCGGAGGGGAGCUGCGCGUCAUGGCCGUGGUGCUGGCCGUGAGGGUGGUGGCGGGUCUGGCGGCUGCGGCGCUGGCAGCCCUUCUCCUGGAGCACUAUGGCCUGGCGAGCCGGCCCUCGCCGCGACCCCAGCCCCGGGGCCCCUUGCGGACCCACCCCGCGCCAGGGCCUGGAGUCGGCAACAUCUUCUGGGGCCUGCAGAUAUCCGACAUUCACCUGAGCAGAUUUCGCGACCGAGGCAGAGCGGUAGACUUAGAGAAGUUCUGUUCACAAACUAUUGACAUCAUUCAACCAGCUCUUGUGCUAGCUACAGGAGACCUGACAGAUGCUAAAACAAAAGAACAGUUGGGAUCCAGACAGCAUGAGAUAGAAUGGCAAACUUACCAGGGUAUUCUGAAGAAGACCAGAGUUAUGGAAAAAACCAAGUGGCUGGAUAUCAAAGGAAAUCACGAUGCAUACAACAUUCCAAAUCUGGAGAGCAUCAACAAUUAUUACAGGAAAUACUCUGCAGUACGCAAGGAUGGCUCUUUCCAUUAUGUUCACAAGACUCCCUUUGGCAACUAUUCUUUCAUCUCUUUGGAUGCCACCCCAAAUCCAGGGCCUAAGAGACCCUAUAAUUUCUUUGGAAUUUUAGAUGAGGAACGGAUGAAGGAGCUCUUAUUACUGGCUCAGGAAAGUAGUCAGAGCAACCAUACCAUUUGGUUUGGACACUAUACAACAUCCACUAUCCUUUCUCCAUCACCAGGGAUUCGGGCAAUAAUGAGUUCGGCCACAGCCUAUCUGUGUGGGCACCUGCACACACUUGGUGGACUGAUGCCUGUUUUACACACGCGUCAUCUCCAGGGCACUCUGGAACUUGAGGUUGGAGACUGGAAAGAUAAUCGAAGGUACCGGAUCUUUGCUUUUGAUCAUGACCUCUUCAGCUUUGCAGACCUGACCUUUGACAAGUGGCCUGUAGUUCUUAUCACUAAUCCUAAACCACUCCUCUAUACUUGUGCUGGACAUGAACCACUAGAAAGACUCCUCCACUCAACGCACAUCAGAAUCUUGGCCUUUUCCGUAUCCUCCAUUGCUUCUGUCACUGUUAAAAUCGAUGGAGUCAAUUUAGGGCAGGCUACUCAUUUGUCUGGUCCUAUUUUUACACUGAAGUGGAAUCCCAGAACCUACAGUAAUGGGACACAUGACAUAGAAGUGACCGUCCAGGACUCUGCUGGGAGAAGUAAGAGGGCUCGCCACACAUUUUCUGUUCAAGAGAACAUUCAGCUGGCAUUCGACCCCCUGGCAUCAUUUGUUCUCCUUACCGACCACUGCCUCCUGGGCCGGGUUGUAUUUGUGCUGAUUGCGCUGAUCCAGCUUGCCACUCUCAUUACUUAUAGGUAUCUAGCAUACCCAGAGCUGAAAGAACCUCCAGGAUUUAUAAAAUUGACUUCAUUUUCUCUCCAUGUUUUGAGCAAAAUAAACAUCUUCUACUAUUCUGUGUUGUUGCUGACCACAUAUACGGUGUUGGGACCAUGGUUUUUUGGUGAAAUCAUUGAUGGCAAAUUGGGUUACUGCUUUUCCUUUGGGAUGUUUAUUGAUGGACAUUUCCUACAAGGCAGUCUAACAUUUAUAAGUGGAAUUCUCCAGUUGGUGUUUUUUAACGUCCCCUUGAUGGCUUACCUGUGUUGGAGCCUGCUGCAGCGGUGCUUCGGUCACAACCUCAGGUCUCAUCUCCACCAGGGCAAAUACUUGAAAACCGUACCCGUCCACUUCCUCAUGCUCCUGCUGUACACCUGGCAGGUCUACGCCUGCUAUUUCCUUCACGUCACCUACGGCACGGUGGCUCUCCUGUUCUCCCCGCUGCGGACCUGGCUGACCCUGCUCACCCCGGUACUGGUGCGUCGCGUGUGGACACUGAAUCCCGCCACGUUUGGAACCUUCAUGGUGCAGUUAAAGAGCCACCUGAGCUCCUGAAAGCCACCAGCAGACGGGCAGGAAGCCUCACCUCCCCCUCCGUGGCCCCCGGGUGGAAAGCCACCCUCGGCGGGAAAGCUUCCCGGAGCCGCCCGCCGGCCGGCCGGCCGGCACCCCGACGUAGGAGCGAUGACGACUACUGACUUCCCCAAGAGUGAACUGCAGAAAAGUCCAAACAAUGACUUGAUUCCUCCCUCCCUCCCUCCCUCCCUCCCCUAGGGAGGCGGCGGCGCGGAGAGCCCUGGGGAAGGAAGGGCAGCCGCGGGGUA
Perognathus longimembris pacificus (Pacific pocket mouse) is the source of this 2293-nucleotide messenger RNA. It is a transcript of the gene Tmem62, whose product is annotated as transmembrane protein 62. Gene Ontology annotation, molecular function: hydrolase activity. Bases 93 to 2024 code for a protein of 643 amino acids. The record is from RefSeq and is a predicted model, not a curated record. The transcript has 14 exons. NCBI's taxonomy places the organism in Eukaryota, Metazoa, Chordata, Mammalia, Rodentia, Heteromyidae.